AUGUUUUUUACGCUUUUAACCCUAUUUUUAAUAUAUUCACAAAAUUCAUCAUAUAAUUAUAUAAUUAAAGAUUUUAAUUUUUUCUUUCACUUCACACCCUUUAAUACACAUUAUCGCCAAUUUAUCGCAAAAUCUUCAGAUUCCAACUCUAACACAACCAAUUUAUCUGAAAAUGAGAAGAUCAAACAAUUGCUAUUAUCUGUUAAAGAAUGGGAAGAUUCAAACAAAUCCUCAAAAAACGAUUCUUUGAGUUCAAACUCAAAUAUUUCUGUGAACGACUUGGUAAAAUUGGAAAAGAAGUUUCUGGAAUCCAUUGAAUCUGACGAGAACUCGACCUUUAACCGCAUUAUAAGUGAAAAAAUAAAAGAAACUAUAAAAGAGAAAGAGGAAAAAAAGGAAAAAACAGUUGAUUGGAGAGAUUUGGUGCAGGAAUUUAGGUUAAUUGGAGCAGGAAAAAAGUGUUACGGCUGUGGAGUUAAUUUACAAUUCGCAAACAUAAACAAACGUGGAUAUGUUCAAGAAUGUUACUACCACAAUGAUCUUGCGAAAUGUGAACGUUGUUCAUCUUUGUCUUCGGAUAUCAAAUCAUCUCUAAUCAAGAACACCAGUGGUGUUGAUGGUAAUAAUUUGAACUUGGUUAGUGAGAAUUUGAUAAGAGAAGCAUCGAGCGAGACUAUAAAUAUAGUCAGGAAUAUGUUGAGGAUCAAGAAGAGGAGGAGGAUUACGAUUUUGUACAUUAUUGAUGUUGUUGAUCCACAUAUUGAGUUUAAACUAUUAGAGAUAAUUAAACAAAGGGAGGAGAUAGGUGGUAUAAGGUUUUAUUUAAUUUUGAACAAGAUUGACUUGUUACCCAAAUAUAAUAGAGAUGAAUUAGUGCAGUUUUUUAAAAAAAUGAUUAAUUCAAAAGUCGACUUACUUAAAUCGAAACACAUUUUUACGAUAAGUAGUAAGUUUAAGAAGCAUGUGAGUGAAUUAAUGAGUGUAAUACUAGAGGAGGCUAAAAGGUUAGGUAACCAGAUCCUUUUUAUCGGACCAACGAAUUCAGGAAAAUCAACUCUCAUUAACUUAUUACGCUCGUCAUUAAAAUCAAAAUCCCGUUCCUUAAAGAAUGCUAAGAGUACUAACAAUGUUAUAAUGAAUGGCAGUAAUAGUUUAAUGGGUAAGAGACUGACUAGUAGUAUAAUACCUGGAACAACGUUGGGUGUGAUAAAUAUAUCACUUGGUGAUAACUUGAGUAUUUAUGACACUCCUGGUAUUUUUGUUCCCAAUUCGCUCAUUUCUCACGUUAACGGUAUUAAUUUAAAGGACAUUAUUACACAAAAUAUUUGUCCAAACACACCAAUUCGGUUAAAAAAAGGUUCGUUAACAGUUUCACUAUUUUCCUCCCAUAUUGAUAUAGUUACCAUAGGUUAUAGUAUGUUGAUUGACAAGUAUGUGAGGAUAGAUAUGACAAGUGGACGUGAUGUAUUUUUCAAAUGUUAUUUUUCAGAUAAAUUAAAACUCCACAUUAAGCCAACGCAUAAAAUUAACCAAUUCCUCAACAAACAUUACAGUGACCAAUUCUUACACUAUCCAACCACUCAACAUACUAGCAUCACUAGUGAUGAUACUGUUAAUGGUGUUGAUAAUGUAAACAGUAAUAAUAGUACAAAUGACAAUUGGGUAAUGAGAAGAAUGAAUAUAAUAUUGAACGGAUGGGAUAACGCAACCUGUGAUUUGUGUAUAAAGGGGCUUGGGUUUCUUACAAUUGGAGGCGCUCUUUCAGCGGAUUUUAACCUCUACACCAUGAAAAAUAUUUUAUACUAUCUCAGGCCUCCACUCUUCCCAAAAAACAUCUUCCCUUUCGUUCCCAGGAAGUCUUAA
This is a messenger RNA of Theileria annulata, 1863 nucleotides long. RefSeq lists its product as uncharacterized. Bases 1 to 1863 code for a protein of 620 amino acids. Gene Ontology annotation, cellular component: mitochondrion. Lineage: Eukaryota; Apicomplexa; Aconoidasida; Piroplasmida; Theileriidae. The transcript is spliced from 5 exons. The record is from RefSeq and is a predicted model, not a curated record.